AUUUACUUGCAAAAUUAUGCGUUAACUCUCGUUUCAUCUAGUAUGCUUUAUAAAUUAUAGCAAGCUGAACGGCUGUUGCCUACCGGAAUCAAUAUUCAAUUGCUAGUGCAUCAAAUGUUGAUUGAGCACAAUGUACUUUCCAAUAGGAUGGCCCAAAGUUCUGAAAAAUCCCACAGCAGAUCAUCAAAUCAUUCAGAUUGUUUCAAACAGAGAUAAAAUAUUGUUCGCCUCGCUCAGCGAGGACUGUUUAAUGGUAUGGUUUUGUAAGCCAAGUGUACCUAUUGUGCAUCAUAAGCGCAGCACUGAAUCCUUGCAGCGCCUCGGGGUUAAUGUCGGAGUGGAAUGGAAACCAGACUCUUCCAUGAUAUGCAUUUCGACAUCAGAAGGGCAUUUGAUUCUGUACAAUGUGGAAGUAGUGAGUGAUCAGACGGCCUACCAGCAGUAUGACCCUCCCACUGCUAGCCUGCGGAGAGACUCCGCUGAACUCUUUGUGAAAGAAGUCAUACCUUCCCUGAAGAUAACAUUGUUCAAAGAAGUGCUAGUAUGGGACGGUCAGAUCACGCGUAUGUGCUGUAUAUCGGGCACAGAAAUCUUGGUGUGCACAACUAGGGCACACUUACUCCGGUACCGUUGGGAUGGCUCGCAGAAUCGCGACUACUGCCUCGACCUUGGAAGGAUACCCUUCUCUAUCAACCAACAAGUCUCUAAAGCGGAGCCCAUCCUAGAAGACAACACGCACGUAAACGACAUAGAGUACUCCCCUCUAGUGUGCGGGUUCGGAAUAACGCUUAACGACGGGCGCGCGGCCUACCUCACUGCGCCUAACCUCAAGUUUGAUCCUAAUGCGGUCCAGGGCAUCUGGGCACCGGCCAUAGAUGACGCGACGUGCGUGCGCGUCAACCAUAAAUUUAGACUUAUCGCCAUUGGUAGAAAAAAUUCACAAGUGGACAUGUAUACGAUCGACGAGGCGACAGGAGGUUUAGAGCUUUCUCAUACAAUGGUGUUAAGUUCCAAAGAUUUCCCCGGUGACCCUGGACCCGUUAAAUGUAUAAGGUGGACGGCCGACGGCCGAGCAGUAGCGGUCAGUUGGGAGAAGGGCGGAAUCUCAGUGUGGAGUACUUUUGGAGCGUUACUUAUGUGCUCUUUGGCGUGGGACUACGGCCUCAACCAGGACCUGAGCAAACACAACCCACUCACCGUGUCUAGCAUGGAAUGGGCCACAGAAGGUUAUCAGCUGUGGAUGGUGAAAGUUGAAGCCGACUCUAAUACUAAUCUGAUACAACUGGACUUCAUCAAGAGUCCACUCAGUGUCAACCCUUGUAUGAGCAAUCAACGGCACCUUUACCUGCAAGCGGACGACAAACUCUACGUCAACCUAGAAGACAACCUGACGAAGCGGACGAAGAUGUCCAUCAUAGACUCCUCAGCUGAAACCUAUCAGGAGACCGGACUCGACCAGCCGAGUCCCGAGUAUGACACCAGCGCUAAAUACAGAGAAUAUGUUGAUGACAACGAGUGCCGCAAGCAGUGGAUUGUACUACCGCUGCCCGCUACGUAUAUUGCCACGAACUGGCCACUAAGGUACAGCGCCAUAGACGAGACUGGAGUGAACGUGUGCGUGGCGGGCCGGGCCGGCCUCGCGCACUACAGCUGCGCCGCGCGCCGCUGGAAACUGUUCGGCAACGAGUCGCAGGAGAAGGAGUUCACCGUCACCGGCGGCAUGCUGUGGUGGCGAGACUACAUCGUCAUAGGUUGCUACAGUAUCGUGGACGGCCACGACGAGAUCCGCUUCUACCCGCGCGACUCCAAGCUGGACAAUCGGUUCGCGAAGAUCGUCCGAGUACAUUCUCAGGUUUUCGUGCUGGACGCGCUGGAAGAUCAGCUGGUCGUGUUCGGAGCGGACGCGCUCGUCACCAUUUACGAACUGAGCUGUACUGACAAUACGGGCAACAUCGAGAUGCGAUGCGUGCAGGCGGUGGACGUGUCCGCUCUGUCGCACCCGGCGUGCGUGGUGUCGGCGUCGCUGUGCCGGCUGCAGGACUGCCAGCGCCAGCCCGCCCGCCAGCCCGCCGUGCAGCAGCCCGACUCGCUGGUACUGAACGCAAGCGGUCGCCUCAUGAUGGUUCAGAGGGAAGAAUACGACGUGGAUGAAGGCAACAACCCGGCAUACAGCUGCCUGCCAGCGACCGUGCUCGCGUCAUGCGUCGAGAGCGUCUGGUCCUGCGGCGGCGGCGGCAGGGCUCAGACACAACUGUCCCGAGCGCUUUGGCUGUGGUGCGGCGCCCUCGGCGCGCGAGUGUGGCUGCCCCUGCUGCCGCGGGACGCGAGCAGACACCCCGACUCGUCGCGACACACGUUUAUGGCGAAACGGAUUAUGUUGCCCUUCCAUCUCAACAUAUAUCCACUAACGAUACUAUUUGACGACGCGAUCCUCCUUGGGGCCGAGAACGACACGACGCUCUACACGUCGGACUCUAACUCUGUGUUCUCACUGCCGUUCUGCGUCGUCAACAGAACCAGCCAAGUGUACCUGCAUCAGAUAUUGCGGCAGCUGCUGCGGAGGAAUCUUGGCUACCACGCGUGGGAGAUCGCGCGCUCCUGUGCCCAGCUACCUUACUUUCCACAUUCUUUGGAGUUACUGCUGCACGAGGUGCUGGAGGAAGAGGCGACGAGCAAGGAACCGAUACCGGACGCACAACUACCCAGUAUCAUUGAGUUCGUUCACGAGUUCCCUGUUUACUUACAGACUGUAGUUCAAUGCGCGAGGAAGACAGAGAUAGCGCUAUGGGCUUACCUGUUCUCGGCAGCAGGGAAACCGAAGGAACUCUUCCAAGAAUGCCUGCAACGGAAGAUGCUCGAUACAGCUGCCUCGUAUCUCAUUAUAUUACAAAACUUGGAGAGUUCAGCAGUCAGCAGACACCUGGCCACGCAGCUGCUGGACACGGCGCUGCAGCACGAGCGCUGGGACCUGGCGAGGGACCUGGUGCGCUUCCUCAGGGCUAUAGAUCCUAACGACGUGGACUCGCCGCGCAACUCGGUGAACGUGCAAGCCAAGUACGGGCAGAUCGUGCAGUCGCAGACCGUCACCCCCAACGCGGAGGACCUCUCCGUCAUUCUGGGCAGCAUGCAGCUGGCCGGCGGUCGCGGUCGCAGUUUCAGCACAACAGCGACGCCGCGCGCCGAGGCGGAGGCGCCCGCGCCGCCCGCGCCCGCGCCCGCGCCGCCCGCGCGCGCCACCGCCGCCGUCAAGCGGAAGAAGUCCGUGCCCACCAGGAGUGACAAAGAGAGCUACCACGGCACAGCGGAAGAAUUCUUCAUCGACAUGAUGAUCCAGCGACACGCCCGUCUCCUCCUAUCCACCGCGCGCCUCCACGCCUUAGGCAAGAUGGCCGCCGCGCUAGACUUGCACCUAGUGGCGUGGCUCGCGGGAGAGAGGGAGAGGGCGGCUAGGGUGGAUAGCGCCGUCCUGUGCUUGCGGCGGCUGCAUGAAGACUUCGCGUGGCCGUAUCCAGUGUUGCAGGACGCUGAUGAGUACAUGCAGCGGAAAGGCAGCACUGUCACCAGUUCAUACACGCCAUCCGCAGACUCGGACAGUCUAUGUGGCGACAGCGGGUACAUGAGCCUACCGAUGCGCGCGGCGCUGCCCGCGGGCGGCGUGCCUGUCAGUCCCGGCCCUGUGAGUUCCGCGGGCGAGGGCAGCGUGGCGGAAGGUGGCGCGGUGUCCUGGGGGGAGAACGGGGAGGAGCGGCGAUACGCCGCGCUCAUGGAGCGGCUGCACCACAGCCAGGUCGAGCGGGGGAGCCACACGGCGCAUGUGCAACUAAGAUACUUCCUCCAACUAAUGACCGAAGCGAGCUGCGUAGAAUGGGCGCUAGUAAUAGCCGUGGCGCUACGAGACGCGCUCGCGGUGCUGCGGACGUGCAACGCGGCGCGGACGCCGGACGUCAACGUAGCGGCCGUCAAGCGGCUCAAGACCGCGCUGCAGCACAUAUACGCGUGGAGCGACAACGAGUGCUUGGGCUACAAACCGUUCAUGGUAGCGAUCAGCAACCAAAUCCCUUUCCUCACCUCCAUCAUCAACACCCGCGAGCGCCGCAUGUCCAUGGUCAAGACCCGCGUGCGCACCGCCAGCACCGGCUCUCUACAAGAACAGAAACCCAAUCCCCCUCCAGAGACGAAACCUCUACAGAAAGCACAGGAAAUCAAACAAAGUGUGAGGAAGGAAUCUCCCAGUUCGCGGGUUUCUGUGCCAGAUGUGGUGGCCAGUGUGCGGGCUAGUGUAUCUGUGCCUACACCGCCGCCGCUGCCUGAGGAACCGCCUUCGAAUUGCGUGCUCAUGUAAACACGGUAGUGUGAGUUAACGUUUUGUUAUGCAACAU
Messenger RNA from Cydia amplana, 4379 nucleotides. It is a transcript of the gene Rich, whose product is annotated as guanine nucleotide exchange factor subunit Rich. The transcript is spliced from 30 exons. Gene Ontology annotation, biological process: retrograde transport, endosome to Golgi; intracellular protein transport. Gene Ontology annotation, molecular function: protein binding. Gene Ontology annotation, cellular component: Ric1-Rgp1 guanyl-nucleotide exchange factor complex; Golgi membrane; cytosol. NCBI's taxonomy places the organism in Eukaryota, Metazoa, Arthropoda, Insecta, Lepidoptera, Tortricidae. Bases 131 to 4342 code for a protein of 1403 amino acids. The record is from RefSeq and is a predicted model, not a curated record.